Trematomus bernacchii (emerald rockcod) is the source of this 1130-nucleotide messenger RNA. RefSeq names its product trypsin-like. The record is from RefSeq and is a predicted model, not a curated record. Bases 31 to 888 code for a protein of 285 amino acids. Gene Ontology annotation, molecular function: serine-type endopeptidase activity. Gene Ontology annotation, biological process: proteolysis. The transcript has 5 exons. Lineage: Eukaryota; Metazoa; Chordata; Actinopteri; Perciformes; Nototheniidae.
UCCAGCAGCCAGGAGCAGAGGACACUGGGUAUGGGGCUGCAGUGUUUCAGCUACUGGUAUGGUGUAGGACGACGGCCUGAAACCACAGCGAUGAUGAGCCUGCUCAUGAGUUUAUGUUGCAUGCUCCUCAACCUCAUGACAGUCCACAGCCGUGUGGUCAGGCAGGGUCGUAUAGUAGGAGGUCACACUGCUGUGCCAAACUCCAUCAAAUACAUUGUAUCACUGCAGAGCACCAGGGGCCAACACUUCUGCGGCGGAUCCCUGGUCCACAGGUACUGGGUGCUGACAGCAGCGCACUGUAACAUCGGGGCAGAGCACAUGAUGAUAGUGGCGGGCGACUACAUUGUAAAUACCUUUGAGGGUACUGAGCAGUACGCUAAACCCCGCAGGGUGGUCACCCAUCCCCUCUACAACAGGAGCACCAACAAUGCUGACAUCAUGCUCAUUAAGUUGCGGGCCCCCAUGGUGUUGAACAAAUACGUGUCGCUGGCGCCUCUCCCCAGGCAGGGCACAGGAGUGAUCGAUGGCGUGGUGUGUCGGGUGUCCGGGUGGGGAUACAACAAUCUGGGUGUAGGCCAGGCCCCCUUCACCCUGAGGACCGUCGCUGUGCCAAUUGUUUCAACUGCAAGGUGUAACAGCAGCGAGUCCUUUAAUGGAAACAUCACGGCAAACAUGAUCUGUGCUGGCUACAGGAUCGGAGGGAAAGAUGCAUGCAAGGGAGACUCUGGUGGGCCACUGGUGUGUAGGGGGUAUGUCUACGGCGUGGUCUCCUGGGGCAACGGCUGCGGUGAUCCUAAGUUUCCGGGAGUCUACUCUGCCGUGUCCAAGUUUCGCCGAUGGAUAGACCAAACUAUUUACGGGUUACACACACGCUGUAGCAAAUACUGAUGAACAUAAUGAUAAACCAACAUGAUGUAUGUGAGAAAAUGGUCAUUCCCCUGAACAUUUCUGUGACCAAAGGUGGUUAUGUGGAAAAUAUGCAGAGCUAUCUUUUUUCUGAUAAUAUUUUCGAUAUCAAUAUAAAGGAGAUGCAUCCCAUAUUCUGAAUGAUCCACCUGUGGCUGGUCUCUGACUGCUACAGAAUGUAUGACCCACUACAGUGAGCACUUUAUAAGCCUCCUGUGUAUAUA